Sinocyclocheilus anshuiensis is the source of this 477-nucleotide messenger RNA. RefSeq names its product probable 2-oxoglutarate-dependent dioxygenase At3g49630. Lineage: Eukaryota; Metazoa; Chordata; Actinopteri; Cypriniformes; Cyprinidae. The record is from RefSeq and is a predicted model, not a curated record. The transcript is spliced from 5 exons. The coding region runs from base 1 to 477 and encodes 158 amino acids.
AUGAAACGUGAUGUGAAUGGAACGACUCUACGGACUCUGUACUACCCUCCGGUGAACAGCACAUGUGUGAAGGAAAAUCAGCUGCGCUGUGGUGAACACUCUGAUUAUGGUAGUAUCACUUUGGUCUUCCAAAGCUCAGAGGGUGGACUGCAGGUUCUGAACCGGGCUGGAGAGUUCAUUUCAGCCCCCAGCAUUCCUGGAACAGUUCUGAUUAACAUAGCAGACCUGAUGCAAAGGUGGACCAGUGAUGUCUAUGUGUCUGCCGUUCAUAGGGUUUUGCUGCCCCCUGCAGGUGACUCCAGCACACGUCAGUCUUUGGCCUUCUUUGAUGAUGAGGCUGAUGAGGCCAUCAUUUCAUGCUGCGAUGGAUCAGAUAAAUAUCCUCCUGUUAAUACCUUCUGCAGCCUAUGUCACAAGGUCACCAGCAAGACCUCCCCACACAUUCUUAGCAGCUCAAGCUCUUCUCAGUGUCUGUAA